Messenger RNA from Phasianus colchicus (ring-necked pheasant), 2906 nucleotides. RefSeq names its product notchless homolog 1 (gene NLE1). Gene Ontology annotation, molecular function: protein binding. The record is from RefSeq and is a predicted model, not a curated record. Gene Ontology annotation, cellular component: nucleolus. Gene Ontology annotation, biological process: Notch signaling pathway; ribosomal large subunit assembly. Lineage: Eukaryota; Metazoa; Chordata; Aves; Galliformes; Phasianidae.
CUACUUUGGGUUUUUUGUUUUACUCAUGAUUGCUUUCUUUUUCUUGUGCAAAAAAAAAUCACUUUGCAAAAGAACUCAAAUCAUCUCCAGUGUUCCAAAUAUUUUGAUUGACUAGCAAGUGUUAUUCUGUUGCAAUAUUUGAUUGUAUAGAGAGACACUGUAUUGUCUAUAUAUUAAAAAAAAAGAAAAGGCAAAAAAGGCUGUGUAUAGGUUUUUGGUACUAUGUACCACCUCUUAUUUCUCUCAUGCCCAAGUAUUCAUGUACUUAAAGCAUACUCUAUUUAAUUGUGUUUUGAUUUAAAAUAUAUAAAUAUUAAAAUUUGUGUCAGUUUUCUGUUUUGAUGGGAUUUGAAUUUAGAUGUUGGGUUUUUUUUCACGUAGGUCGUGGAGGUUCAUAAAAGAGAGAAAACAUUGUAAUGUUUGCCCUUUACAUUUGCAAACAUUUCUUAAUCUUGUAAUGGAUGGCAUUGAAUUAGGAAUGAUGUCUGUAAAUAUUAAACAAGUUUUUGAACUGGGGGGGAGGGGAGAGCUGUAUUGGGGUCUCUCUGUUGCUGUGCCUGAUAUCUUUGAUGUGUGGAGAGCUGAUGGAGAGAACCCAAGGACGGGAAGGCAGAGUUCUGUGGUAAGGAGGCACUGGUAGCUCUGAACCUGCUGUGGUGUGAAGUACUGAAGGUGUGAUUUGCACAACAGAGCUGAGAUUGCUCACAAGGCUGGGCUGCGUGAUCACAAACGCGGUAGGGAGAGGUGCGGAUGGACGUCGUGCAGUGCAGUGCUGACCUACACGUGCAUUGCUCCGGCUUGGGCAGAAACCCGAACAGCAACCCACUUUGCAUUCACCGCCGUUCUUUCUUUUUCCUGCCUUGGCCACGUUCAGACCUCAGCAGCUACUUUGCUGUCCUAGCAGAGCGCAUUUACAGACUACAAGCCCCAAGUUUGGGCCCUGAUCACGCAUUCUUUCAGCAGCUGCAUUGCAGACGAGACGAGCAACGCGGAAUUUAUCGCUUGCUUCGUGACGGAUUUGCGUAGCAGGGUUGAGUCUUUUUCCAGCCCAGCUAAACAGCAUUUCGGUGAAACGCUCCCUGCAACCCCGAACCCGCGGCUCCCACCGCCGGCCACGAGGGGGCAGCAGCGCCGCACCCAGCGCCUCCCGCACCCCCCGCCCCGCGCAGAGCGGCCGCUUCCGGCCCACGUGGGUCGCACGGGCACAUGGCCGCGAGCAUGGAGCCUACAGAGGACGUGGAGCGGCUCUUGAUCCAGUUCCGCGAUGAGGCCGGCGAGCCGCUCGGCUCCCCCUUCGACGUGCCCGUCAGCAUCACCCCAGACAAGCUGCAGCUGGUGUGCAACGCCCUCCUGCAGCAGGAUGAGCCGGUGCCUUUGGCCUUCUUCUUCCACGAUGCCGAGAUCGUCGUUUCGCUGGAGAAGACCUUGACAGGGCAGGCAGUGGAGACAGAAAAGGUUCUCGACAUCAUCUACCAGCCGCAGGCCGUGUUCAGGGUGCGGGUGGUGACGCGCUGCACCAGCUCCCUGGAGGGACACACCGAGGCCGUCAUCUCCGUUGCCUUCAGCCCCACGGGAAAGUACCUGGCGAGCGGCUCUGGGGAUACAACUGUCCGCUUCUGGGACCUCAGCACGGAGACGCCGCAGUUCACAGCCAAAGGUCACAGACACUGGGUGCUCAGCAUCGCCUGGUCACCUGAUGGCAAGAAGCUGGCCUCAGGCUGCAAAAAUAGCCAGAUAUUUCUCUGGGACCCAGCCACGGGCAAUCAGAUCGGCCGUGUUCUCACUGGCCAUUCCAAAUGGAUCACGUGUCUGUGCUGGGAGCCGCUCCACAUAAACCCGGAGUGCCGCUACCUGGCCAGUGCUUCCAAGGAUGGCAGCAUCCGCAUCUGGGACACGCUGAUGGGCAGGUGUGACAAAAUCCUCACGGGCCACACGCAGUCGGUGACUUGUGUGAAGUGGGGAGGCGAUGGCUUGCUCUACUCCUCCUCCCAAGACAGAACUAUCAAAGUUUGGAGAAGCCAGGAUGGCAUCCUGUGCCGCACCUUGCAAGGCCACGCUCACUGGGUGAACACCAUGGCCCUCAGCACCGAUUACGUUCUCCGCACUGGUGCCUUUGAACCUGCUGAAGCCACCAUCAACCCACAGGAUAUGAGUGGCUCCUUGGCAGAACUGAAGGACAAGGCACAGCAGAGGUAUGAUAAAGUCAGGGGCCAGGGACCAGAAAGGCUCGUCUCAGGUUCAGAUGAUUUCACACUGUUUCUUUGGAGGCCAGCAGAAGACAAGAAGCCACUGGAGAGAAUGACAGGUCACCAGGCAUUGAUUAACCAAGUCCUCUUCUCACCAGACACCCGGAUAAUAGCCAGUGCUUCCUUUGACAAAUCAAUAAAGCUCUGGGAGGGCAGGACAGGAAAGUACCUGACAUCACUGAGAGGACAUGUCUCAGCCGUGUAUCAGAUCGCCUGGUCAGCCGACAGCCGCUUGCUGGUGAGUGGGAGCAGCGACAGCACGCUGAAGGUCUGGGAUGCUGAGACAAAGAAACUGGCCAUUGAUCUUCCUGGCCAUGCAGAUGAGGUUUUUGCAACAGAUUGGAGCCCAGACGGACAGAGGGUAGCGAGUGGAGGGAAAGAUAAGUGUUUACGGAUAUGGCGUAGAUAGGAGCAGCAACACGAAGCCACCAGUCCUGUCCUAAGCUGCCCUGCCCAUCAACUCAAUCUGCUUGGGAGAUCUGCAAGGCGAUGGACAACAUGGGCUGACCUGGACGUGUCUCAUUGUUCCUGUCAGCUGCUAUCCCUCGUGGACUCUUUCCUUAUAUUUAUUUAAGGAAAUUUUAAUUUCUGUUCUUAGUAAGAGCUGUGCUUUGCAGGAUCAUUUUCUUCUGAGCAUUACAAGAAGGAAAUCUCAUCUGC